AAUGUUUUCACAUUUAAAAUAAAUUAAAUUAUAUUUUAAAUGUGAAAUACUAUUUAAAAUUUUUUUUAAUGUAAUCAAUUUUAGAAAUCAAAAUUUUAUUUUCUGGAUAUAAAAAUAAUUUUAUGAUAUUAUUAAAUAAAAUAAAUAAAUUAAUUAUAUAUUUUCCUUAAUUUUUAUAAAUUACAAAUGCAAAUGCUCUUUUAAAAGUUUCAUAUGAGAACGUUGGCCAGAGAGCAUUAGCAUUUAGCAAAUGUUUCUCUAAAUGCUUUUCUAACAAUGGUUGAUUGAAUAUUGUAGAGUAUAAUGCUAAUGCUAAUACUCUACCAACCAAGGCCUUAGAGUAUCAACUUGUGGGAGAUCUUUUUUUUUUUGUCAAGAGAUCAUUAGCAUAAUUAUUAUGAUCUUUAUAAACAUAAAAUUAAUCAACAAUAUUUAGAUAAUCAUUUAUAAUAGCAUUUAGAUGUGCUCUCCAAAUGGUCUUUACCCAAAUGUUUUUAUAUGAUUUUUUGGUAAAGCAUUUGCAUUUAGAAUAUAUGAAAUUUUUAAAAAAUUCAAUAAAUUUAAUUUAUAUUAUCUAAUAAUAUCACAAAUUAUAUUUAUAUCCAAAAAUAAAUUUAUAUUUCAAAAAAAAAAUUUAAAAUACAAAUAUUUCACAUUUAUAUAUAUAUAUAUAUAUUAAAUAUAAUUCAUCAUUAUAAAGACCACAUUUGAAUGGGGUAAUGUACAUUAAAAAAAACAUGAUUUAUUGUUUUUACUUUGUUUUGCAUAUAUAUUGCAUUGUUGAUUUCACAUUGUAUCUUGUGUGACUUGAAACUAUUUGUACCAAGAAGAAAAAAGUCUUGCCAAAUAAAAUCUUUGACAAACUUUUCAACUUGAAGGUAAAACUUAAAAGCAGCUGUGUAUAUCUAGUCUAUAGUAUCUUAGACUUGUAUUUGUUAAUUAACGAAUAAAGUCUCACAUUGGUAGUUGAAGAUUUAAUGAACUAAUAUAUAAAGAGUUAUGAUCAAUUUACUUAUCAUCAAUUUGUUUUAAGUUAGAAUCACGUGAUAAACUUAAGUUUUGAUAUGGUAUCUGAGCCAUCCGAUGUUGAACCACCAUGUGUAUGUUGUUCCCACGGUUGUUCACGCUUGAGCGUAAAAGAGAGUCUUAGUAAAUAAACGAAGUCUCACAUCAGUAGUUGAAUAAUUAAUGAACUAAUAUAUAAAUGGUUAGGGCAUCUCCAUCCCUACUCUAUUUGUUCCUCUAAAAUGGAGUAAAAGUGAAUAUGGAGUUAAGAAUGCUCCAACCCAACUUCAUAUCUCACUCCAUAAUGAAAUUUACUCCAUAAAUGGAGUAAUCUAUUUUUUGUUUGUUCAUCACUCCAUUAUUGAGUGGGAAAUAUAGUAGAGUUGGAGUAAUUUUACUUCAUUUUCACUUUUACUCCAUUUUGGAGGAAAAAAUAGAGUUUUACAUUGGAGAUGCUAGGAACAAUCCAAUUAUUACCAAUUAAUUUUAAAUAUUAAACCCGUGAUAAGUCCAAAUUUAACAUCAUCUAUACUUAAAUGUAAUUUUUUCAAUGUUUUAAUAUGAUUUAACUGUUUAUUUAUCUGGUAUUGUGAAAUAUUACUUAUUAAGUCUGGUUUGGAUAAACGACUAACCGUCAUACUUAAAUUUUUACAUCCAUAAUUAAUUAUUUUAUACAGCUAAAGUACAAUACUAUAUAGAGCAUUAAAUAUGCAUUGAAAACCGUUUUACAACCUAAAUGUGAAGUAGCAGUGGCGUUGAUCGUAUACUUGGUUGUGCAUUAGUGGCAAAGACAUGGAAACGUUCACUUGAUUCUUUGAGUGAACCUUGUGGUCCAGUGGUAGUAAAUAGAUUUUGGAUGCAAAAAUAUUUAGGAUUCGAUCUUUUUGCUGCGAAAAUUUUCAAUAAAUCACAUUAUUUUACUCACUACGGAUGCAAAUCCGUCCAUAUGAAUAUUUGGAAAAGGAUCUAUCAAGGACUAUACCUCCCAUCGAAGAAACUAGGUCUGGUUUUCUAAUAAACUUGGUUUUAACCAUUUUAUCAAAAAUAAUAUAUAUAUUCUCUGCCAAUUAAAGAUUUGCCUCCCCAUGGUCAUGCACCAUUCUUUAUCUGGAUGACACGUAUCCAAAGUAUGGUAGCAACACAAAAGCCCCUCCAAUUACCAUCCCCUCUUAUUGCUCUAUGGGUUCCAUAUUGUCCUUCUCAUUUCAAUCUUUUUGUUGUUGAUAAUUUCACAUUUUGGUAUCUUUAAGGACCGCAACAAAGUGACAGUGAAAGACUAUGACAUUUUAUUUUGUUUGUUAACAUAAUAUUGGCUAUGACAAGAUUUCUAUUAAUUUCAAAAAUAAACAAAUAAAUUGGUCGCCUCAUACUAAUUCCAAUUUCUUAAACUAAUAUUGCACGUUUUACUCAUACAACUAUAUAUAUAUGAUAUAUGAUAUGUGAUAAAUCAUGAUUGAUAUGACAUAAGGUUAGUUAUGUGAUAAAGAAUAACUAUACGAUCAAUUUUAUAAAAUAGUGUAUGAAUCGACUGUCAACAUCAACGAUUUUCAAAUACUUUAUUUGAAUGAAUGGAAUUAUUUAGAUUUUAAGUGUACAGCUUUAACAUUUGGAACAGAUCCUGACUGACAGCUUGUUUUUCACAACACAGUGACAUGUUUGAAGUAUGAAUUGCACGGCCAAAAUAAUCUCUUCCUAGCUACUUGAACGAUGCACAUAUAUAUAUAUCACAAUUAUAUUUUGAAAAAAAAGAUAUAUAUCACAACUAUAUAAUAUAUAUAUAUAUAUCUCUUUUUAUCUCACAAUUAUAUUUGCAAUAUAUAUAUCAAAACUAUAUUCAUCUUUAAAUGCGGUUGGAAAUAAGUUUCUUCACUUAACAUAACUAAUGAUAAGUCAAUUAUAUUAAUUUGGUUGUCGAAUGUGUGUGUUUUUUUAUUACCAUGGGAUAUCUCAGGCCUAAGGAAAAGUUUAGACUAAUUUGUGAGAAGAGUACAAUCUAUGGAUAGAUUCUCUUUUUUUUUAAAUUCAAAUGAGUUUAUGAAUCCAUAUCCGUGUGACUAUAUGAUGGAGUGUAUUAGGAUAUCUUCGGACUCACGUUGCUUAACAACAAAAAUUAAGCAACAAAAGAAAAAUUGUCAUAAAAAUUUCUCAAAAGUUAAAAUUUCUAAAUUUUUUAUGUAUUUACGGUUUCUGUCCUACAUUCAAUCUAGGAUAGAAAAAAAAGGAUUGAGAAGCAAGAGUCAAAGGAUCGUGGUGUUGACUAAAAACAAGUUUACGAAUGGAGUGAUCAUGAAAUUGCAAUGCACGAUGUGUCGGGAAGACAUGAUUUAAGUCUCGAUAACCCUAAAUACACAGUCGAAUAGAUCUUCAGUCGAGAUCUUGUCUCUUUAAACUUCAGCACAACCGUCCAUGUUAUAGAGGACCCCUCCUCUUCUUUAACACAUUCAUAACUUCAUCAUCAUUACAACUUUUGACCCUACAAUGUUGAAGAAGAAACUACGUAUAAGUAGCGUGAGUAAAAAAGAUUGUGGAUGUAAACUGAACGAUACAUCAUUUACAGUUAAAAUAUUUUUAGAACGAAUAUUUUGGCCAUACGAAUAUAAAGAUCGAGUUGUUAACUUUUAAAACUACAUCAUUACUUCAUUACAUAUAUCAUUGAUUAUUUUUUGAACAGAGGAUAAAAAUUAUUUGAGAUGAUGACACUAUAUUUACAAGUUUAGUAAACAGAUCAGUUAAGCCAUAAAAUAAAUGUAGGGUCGGCCAAUAAGUGAAUUUAUUUCACGACGCUUUGAUGGUGGAUCUAAAUAUCACAAAUAUUUUUCUUUAUUUUUUAUAAUAGAAAAUUUAAAUAUUUUCAAAAUAUGUGGAACGCAAUAUAUUUUAGCAUUGGAAUCAUUCAUAGUGACAUAAACAUGUUUAAUGAAAUGACUCGAAUCUUGAUAUCAACUAUCAUAUCCAAUUAACCUUCAUAGAUUGACUUUCUUGGUUUUUAUUUAUCAUGAGUAAAAUCUUAGAUACAUCAUACAUGUUAAUUGUGUAAUAUGCUAACGUUAUGGAAUAUACAUUCCUUAAAUUAAUAAGAAAAUGGAUAUAAUGGGUGCGUAUUAUGAGUGGUUGUACCCAAUCGGUCUUAUAAAGCUCACCAUUGUUAUUAGUUUUUGUAGUUAUUUGUUUCGGUGUGUAUAAAUUAGUAUCGAAUCACGUUACCUCACGGUGAUAUCAUUUAAUUAUAAAGUAAAUGAGCUUAUAUGGUCUUAAUACGGUGAACCAAACCUCAGCCAUUAUUUAAAAAAGAUACGACCGUACGUUAAGAUCUACUUUGAGAAUAUUAACAGCUCGACUUGUCGACAAAAUUAAAAAUAAGAAACAACUCGAGUUAUAUAACUUUGCAUAUUCUAAUAACUUCGAUUUCUUAUGAGUUAUGAUCGAUCUUAGCCCUCAGAUUUUUGUAUAGAUAUAAAAGUAUGAAGUGUCAUGUAAAACAAUUGAGUAGAACUUAACCUUUAUCAAUAAAAAAAAUCAUUUGAGUAGAACUUAAACGGAGACGUUGUUCGCUUUUAGAGCAGCUGCAACGGAGGUCCAAGUGUGAUCCUUAGGCGUAAUCCUUAGGUUAGUGACAAUAUAAUAAUAUUAAUUAUUCGACUUAAGCUAAGGAUUGACCCGUCGCGAAGGGUUUUAAGGAUUUGAUCUUUGUGUAUGUGUCAUGCGUUGAGUGGGCCGGUGUCUUUCGUGUUGCAUUGGGUCAAAAAUAGUUAACUCAUUUUCGACCGACCGCGUAGAAAAAAGGGGCUUUCGAGAGAAAGGCGACAGGAAGGGCGAUUCCUCUCCGUAUGCUUUACGAAGAUAGAUCUUCCCGUUUUCUUCUUGAUUCCUCUGAUUUUUCGAUUCACACCAUGUUAUCUUCUUGCUUUGUAUCAAUCUGGUUGGGUUAUGGGGUUUGAAUCGUUUUCGGUUAACGAUUAGGGUUAUGGGGUUAAAAUUAGGGUUUCAAAACGAUUUGGGUAUAAAAUGAUUUGGGGAGAGGGGUUUUAAGCUCGUUCAAUCGAUAUGUUCUCUGUUUCGUUGCUCGUUGAUUCCGUUUGAGUAGCUCGUUGAUUUCUUUAAUUUAUAAUUCCGUUUGAGUAGGUGGUUGAUUCCGUUUGAGUAGCUCGUUUAUUCCGUUUGAGUAACUCGUUUAUUCCGUUUGAUUCCGUUUGAGUAGCUCGUUGAUUCCGUUUGAGUAGUUCGUUGAUUCCGUUAGAGUAGUUCGUUCAUAUUUAGUUUUUGCUGAUGAUUAUACGCUUUGUACUGGGGUUUUUGGUUGAAUUCAAACCGCUAACUAAUUUGUUUUUAAGCUCGUUCACUCUUCUUUUAACUUUCUCUUAUUAUAUCUCGUUGAAAUCGUUUUGUGAUGAUGAUUAUUGUUGUCUAACUAUGUUCUUACUUAAUUUCUUUCAGGUUAUCGAAAAUGGGACAAGAUUACAGCUAUAGUCAGCCCUCUUCAUCAUCAUAGUCUCUAGACAUAACCUCCCUUCUUGAAGCCGAAUGUCAGAUUUAAGCGGAUGAAGCUGACCGUAGCUACUGCAAUUCAUUGCCGGUUUAGUACCCACGUCAACCAGAGGCUGAUGAUGGAAUUCCCACGACAUGUUACUGUGGAGCUCAGCCUGUUCUCGGAUGCUCUUACACGUCUCAAAACCCAUACAGAAGAUACUUUACGUGCGCCAAUGCUGAUGAUGGAGACUGCCACGUUUGGAAAUGGUGGGAAGUGGCAGUAAUGGAGGAGAUGAUGGAGUUUCAGAGACAACUUAGAGAUCUUAAGGUCCAAGGUUAUGAGAGUGAGCAGAAGGUCCUUCACCUUGAGAAGACGGUACAUGAGCUUUCCAAGAACAAAUGAGGAGUUAAGCUAACGGUCUGUCUGUUAGUUUUAAUAGGUUUCCUGUUAUUGAUUGUGCGAGGCAAGUUCUCUCCUCUGUUUCUUUGUAUUUUCUACAUGUUUGAUGAAAACUUUUAAUGUUGUAUCUCAUGUUUUUUUCCAGGAAUCAUUGGAAAUGUUUCAAAGGAGAGUGUCGGUCCUCGGGAGUUUCUGUAAUAAGGUAUGAUAUUUUUUUAAAAGUUAGUACUCUUGUUGUGUUCGAAAUGAACUUUAGUUUGCUUGUAACUAGCUAUCUGCUCUGAUUUUAGUUGCUUUAAUUACUUAGUUAGGAAUUAAUUCCGCCUUGCUUUGGUGUUAAAUGAAAGUUAUUUGCUUUCCAUCUACCCAACUGCUCUGAUUUGAUAGGCUUUAAUUAGUAGGAAGUUAGCUUACUUAAGAGUCUUUGUUGGUAGAAUAAUGUCUCACACCAACUUGUAAACAUGGCUAACACUUCCGGGUAUGUAAACCUACUAACUAGUCAAAUCCCCAUUGACCUUGAAUCACCCGAAGCUAAUUGGUUGGGUAGCCAAGUUCCCGAUGAGCCUGGUGUGAAGGAGAGGAGGAAAUGGAUUCUCACAGAUGAUAAAAUCCUUAUUGGUGCGUGGCUUUAACACCAGUAAGGACCCUGUGGUGAGCACUGAACAGAAAGCUGAUGCUUUCUGGAACCGUAUCGUUGACUACUACAACGCAAGCCCUCUCCUGGUGGGUACUAUACCGAGGAAGCUUCGUCCUUGUAAGCAGCGGUGGGCUCGGAUAAACGAGCAAGUAUCCUAAAAAAUAUUAUAUUUAUAUACCUAAGGACUCCGGAAUGGAACUCACCAUUGGACUCACUAUUUCGAUUCGGAUCCUUCACUAUUCACACAAAAACAAAAAAAAAAAAAAAUAUUUAACUAGCUAAGGACUCCGCAAUGGGAUUCACCAUUGCGGAUGCUCUUAUAACACAUAAGAAAAACAACGUCUCUUUCAGCAAAAAGAAAAAAAGAAAAGAAAAGAAAACUAAUGUCUCAUCAAAUAAAAUAAUAAUAUUGAUUUGUGUAAAACAAUAACACGAGUAAAAUCAACAUCUACGUUUUGUAAAUGAGUUCCAAAAUUAGGUUAUCCAGUACAUAUGCAUACCCAUAAUAAGUUACUAACAUCUAUUUAACAAAUCAUUUAUCAAAUUUCGAAUAUAAAACCCGGACUCCCUAAUGGAGUUUUUACCAAUCCGUUUCGGAUUGACUGAAUCGGUAUGAAAGUUGUAACAUGGGCAAACCGGCACCCAAUAAAAAGAAUAAAAAUAACGUUAUAGAAUUGUUUAUUUCUUAAAAUGAAAACGACUUAUAUGAUUUUCGUUAGUUAACAACAUGAUUGUCGUAAUACAUGAAAAAUAUAUUUAUGUGUAUACAAUAUGUUUUGGCAUUAGCAAGUAGCUUGUACUAUUUGUUUUUUUUUUCUGAAGAAGAAAGCUUGUACUAGUUGUGUCGUCCUCCAUAAAAGGCAUGCACUCCAGUCUCCAGAAACCAAGAUGGUGCAAUAUAUGGAGUUUUGCACACAAUUCCUAAAUUAACCAUGGAAAUAAAAUUCGGGACUGUAGAUGCCUCGAAACACAUGAAUCCCUUGAAAUCUGCUAAAAUCUAUUGUACGUCGAUACAAACGUAGUUCCAUAAACCGGGCAGGCUAUUAUUUUUCGUUACGGCAUCCUAUAUUAACGACAUCCUAUGACACUUGAAAAGGCCACUCCGAAUUUUACCUGCUAAUUAUAGAAACACAAAACAUUAAGAUCUAUAGUAUUGUGAAGAAAAUAAGAGGGGCAUUUUCCAAAUUUGUACUGCUUAACAAAAGGAAAAACUAAAAGAAAAACGAAUAGCUACUUCCAAAGAUUUCAAUCAUUCUUCGGAUCCAUUUUUCUUAAACCCUCCGAUAUUACACACCACAUAGUUGUAAUUUUUUCGGUUAACAACUUAACAUAAUAUUAAAAAAAAAUGGAAGAACUUAACAUAAUAUUCAUUUAACCAUAGCGCCAAAUAUAUUAUGGAGCCCAUGAAUAAUUAUCGGGCCGAUGUUGACAUCUUAUUGGGCUAAACUUGAUUUGAUAUAAAAGUAAUCAGGCCUCAUCUUUUAUAGCAUGAUACAUUAUCACACCACACAGCAAAAGGUCUUACUUAAAUUCUUAAGAAUCAUCAGAAGGCUCUUGAAUCUUAUAUUAAGAACUUGUGCAAGGCAAAUGAUGAAGCCCAGUUAAGCUGUCAACAUCAACCGUAUAAACGCGUUCAUAUAGGCUAAGACCAACAUUCAUGGCCGGCCUUUAGAUUUUAAAGACCAACAUUCAUGGCCGGCCUUUAGAUUUUAAAGACCAAAAACGAUUUAGUAAAAAUAAUUUAUUUUUUAACAAUUUAGGAAUCUGUGUUUAUUUAUAUAUUAAUUCUAUAAAAUUUAGAGACAUAUAAGACAAACGAGUUAAUUAAUUAUGCCCCGAACCGAGUCUUCCAUCGUACAAUAGUAAACACUCAACAGCAACACAGCUAGUCAGGAUCCAAGAUGCGAUUUUCUAAGGCUGCAAUAUUAAUUCUCAGUUCUGAAACCUAGGAUAUCUAACUAGUAUCGACAUAAACAAUUUUCUUUUUCAUCGUUUUUUUUAAUUCAAGAAGUUCUGGGUCUAAACCAAUAAUCUUUUUGCGCCAGGAACAAGAACCAGUUGUUUAAUUCCCUCUCCACAACAUUUAUGAGAUUCGAACCUGGAACUUCUAUGGAAGAAGGCUUUACAAUUAGAGUUAGCAGCUCCGGGUAAAGAUGACGUCGAAACAUCAUUGUCUUUUUAUAACAUAUUCUUUUUUCGUUGUCUUCUUUCUCUUUUCAAAAUUAAGAACUUCAUACAUGGGAUAAAAAUAUGGUAUUAUUCAAGUUAUAAAAGUGUCUUAGACGAGAGAACGUGAAGCAGUCUCUUUUUCUUUCCACCUCAACCAGAAUAUUUCUGAAAAGAAACGGAAGACAGAGACAACUCAGACAAAUCACAAAAUUAUACACUGACUUAUAACUUUGGAUUUAGUUCUAUAUCGUUUUCUUUUCUUUUGCAAAGUGAAGUUUGCAAUUCUAUAUAUGCUGCAUGGUAGAACGUUUGGUUUAUCAGUCAGUGUAUAGAACAAAAGUUAAACUAAUAUUAUCCCAAUCAGAACCUUCGACCUUAAGUCAUUGUCACUAUUUUCCGAAUCUUUAUUUCAAUCUCUCUUUCUGUUGGUCAGAAAUAUUUAUUAAAAACCUCAGUCCAAUUUCCCACGUGUAAUAAAUUUAUCUAAUUUGAAAAGCAUUAUCACGAAAAAUAUAGAAAUAAAAAGAAAAGGUAGCAUGGAUUCGCUUAUGCUUUUUUCUAUUUAUUCCUUGUCUCUUACGUAUUCUCAAACAUGAAACAUCCAGAUAAUUAGUAUUCAGGUAUAUAAUCGAGUAAUUUAGCCAUACUAAACAUAUACUUAGCAGCUACAAAAUCAAUAAUGCCAAUCAGCCGGAAAUUUUGGACGUGGGCCGUUGCCACGGCCAUUAUAGCCGUCCUGGUCGUCUUCGUCGGGCCAUCCAUCAUCGGACCGGAGAGCAUAGUGGGAUCUAAAAAUGUCCUAACCACGGCGAAGAUGAUCCCGCUUCCCGUUGAUGGACCAGAGAGUCUGGACUGGGAUCCACGAGGGGAAGGCCCAUACGUUGGCGUUACCGACGGUCGCAUACUCAAAUGGCGCGGUUCGGAUCUUGGCUGGGUAGAAUUCGCGUACUCGUCCCCCCACAGAGGGAACUGUUCAAGCCAUAAGGUGGAACCUGCGUGUGGAAGGCCUUUGGGACUGAGCUUCGAGAAAAAAACGGGAGACUUGUAUUUUUGUGACGGUUACUUUGGAGUAAUGAAGGUCGGACCUAAAGGAGGAUUGGCCGAGAAGGUCGUCGACGAGGUCGAAGGUCAGAAAAUUAUGUUCGCCAAUCAAAUGGAUAUAGACGAAGAAGAGGAUGUUUUCUACUUCAACGAUAGUAGCGACACCUACCACUUCGGGGACGUAUUCUUUGCGUUUCUGUGUGGUGAAAAGACAGGAAGAGCGAUUCGAUACGACAAAAAGUCAAAAGAGGCCAAAGUUAUAAUGGACCGUCUUCAUUUACCUAAUGGUCUUGCCAUAAGCAAGGAUGGUUCGUUCGUGCUUUCCUGUGAGGUCCCAACGCAACUUGUGCAUCGAUACUGGGCCAAGGGGCCUAAAUCUGGGACCCGUGACGUAUUCGCAAAGCUUCCUGGCUACGCGGAUAACAUCAGGAGGACUGAGAAAGGGGAUUUCUGGGUUGCCUUGCAUUCCAAGAGAACCCCAUUUUCUAGGUUUUCGUUGAUGCAUCCCUGGAUUGGGAAAUUUUUCAUGAAAACCUUGAAGAUGGAUCUUUUAGUUUUCCUUUUUGAAGGAGGAAAGCCUCAUGCGGUGGCCGUGAAACUCUGUGGCAAGACCGGUAAGGUUUUGGAGGUUCUUGAGGAUAGUGAAGGGAAGAAUAUGAAGUUCAUAAGUGAGGUUCAAGAGAGAGAUGGUAAGCUUUGGUUUGGGUCAGUUUUUCUGCCUUCCGUUUGGGUUCUUGAGCAUCAGUAAUUUAUACGAUUAUGGUGUUUUAAAGUGUAUUUUAUAGCAAAAAAUAAGUGUUUUAAGUUGCACCGUGAUUAAGAGAUCUUUCUUUUGCUAUUACAUCAUUUUCUCAUGUGGAUUUGAUAACAAUCAAGAGUUCUAAAGUAUUUGCAUGUAAACUGUCCUUCAAGACUCUUGAUCUUAUAAUUUACUGCAUUGUUGGCUUCUUCUUUUCUGUAAAGCAAGUCUUGGUUUCUUUAUGGUGCAGUUUCCUUUUCAACGCGA
Messenger RNA from Brassica rapa (field mustard), 10725 nucleotides. Its product is annotated as protein STRICTOSIDINE SYNTHASE-LIKE 1. The record is from RefSeq and is a predicted model, not a curated record. Gene Ontology annotation, cellular component: endomembrane system. Gene Ontology annotation, molecular function: hydrolase activity. NCBI's taxonomy places the organism in Eukaryota, Viridiplantae, Streptophyta, Magnoliopsida, Brassicales, Brassicaceae.